This is a messenger RNA of Sodiomyces alkalinus F11, 435 nucleotides long. RefSeq lists its product as hypothetical. The record is from RefSeq and is a predicted model, not a curated record. Bases 1 to 435 code for a protein of 144 amino acids. Lineage: Eukaryota; Fungi; Ascomycota; Sordariomycetes; Glomerellales; Plectosphaerellaceae. The transcript is spliced from 3 exons.
AUGGCUCAACUCCUUGCGCUGGCCUCGAUCCUGGGAAGGCCAAACACACCAAGUAAACCCAGCGGCGUGGUUACCUCCAUGUUGAGCUUGCGAAGGUCGAAACAGUCGGGCAACCGGAUGACGCCGACACAGCCAGCCUUACUUGGGACUGCCAUUCAGAGCCUGUCAUUCACCUUCACCAAACACUUGGAGGUCUCGGACGUGAGUCCCAGCAGGCAGAGCCCUGACGGAAAUGCCGAUCACAUAAUUAAUCGCCCGGUGGUCACGGACGGAAAUGGCAACAGACUUGUUGAUCGUGGUUGGCGGACGGAAAGCUGUCGUCUCGUCCAGGAAGUCCUCGAGUUUUGCGGGACGGCCAAGCCCAAACCAAGAAAAGGCAGGCGAGCGCAGGCUCAAAUGGGAAGAGGACAAGGGGUGCGUAUGAGAUCGUCGUGA